Cucumis sativus (cucumber) is the source of this 989-nucleotide messenger RNA. Its product is annotated as deoxyuridine 5'-triphosphate nucleotidohydrolase. The transcript has 3 exons. Gene Ontology annotation, biological process: dUMP biosynthetic process; dUTP catabolic process. Bases 138 to 809 code for a protein of 223 amino acids. NCBI's taxonomy places the organism in Eukaryota, Viridiplantae, Streptophyta, Magnoliopsida, Cucurbitales, Cucurbitaceae. Gene Ontology annotation, molecular function: magnesium ion binding; dUTP diphosphatase activity. The record is from RefSeq and is a predicted model, not a curated record.
CUUCUUCUUCGCGCUCCUCCUUGAAUCUCCAAAAUAUAAACGAGACCGAGCAGAUUCGGGUUGGCCGGUUCAAAAGCAUUGUAAACCGGUCUACUUGGUUCGGUCACUGACCGUGUCUACGACGAUCGUGACGCAAAAUGGCGGGAAAUAUUGGCGCCAUUGUCGACAAUGGAGCAUUUCUCUCUCGUCUUCCUCUAUAUAAUCCUCAUUUAUCUCCUUCCAAUUCGAAAUCCAACUUCAUCAAUUUCAGGUACGAUUCCCAUUUCUCUCAAACUCUAACGAUGGCGCAAAACGGCACUUCAGAAGUUCAGGUAUCGGUGCGGUCGCCCAAGGUACAAAAGCUUACUCACGAGAAUGGUGAAUCUGAAGAUGUUACCAAGUCAUCGAUGCGUCUUAGAGUAAAAAAGCUGUCUGAGAAAGCCGUGUUGCCAUCGCGAGCAUCCGCUCUCUCCGCUGGUUACGACCUUUCCAGUGCAAUAGAGACGAAGGUUCCCGCUCGAGGAAAAGUUCUGGUUCCAACUGACUUGAGCAUUGCGAUUCCGAAAGGAACUUACGCUCGGAUCGCGCCUCGUUCUGGUUUGGCUUUGAAGCAUGCGAUCGAUGUUGGUGCUGGUGUUAUUGAUGCUGAUUACAGAGGCCCGGUGGGAGUGAUACUGUUCAAUCACUCCGAUGUGGAUUUUGAGGUGAAAGCGGGCGACAGGAUCGCUCAGAUGAUUCUUGAGAAAAUUGUGACGCCGGAGGUGAUAGAGGUCGAGGAUUUGGAUUCCACUCUCCGAGGUGAAGGUGGCUUUGGCUCCACAGGUGUUUGAGAAAUCUCCUCCUUAGAAAUGGCAGAUUUUCGGUUCUUUUUCCCAUUUUGUAUCUCAAAAACCAUAUCAAACUUUUUGUUUAACAUAUAUAUGAUUGUCAGGAAAAAGAACUUUGUAUUGUAGCCAUUUCAAUCAAUGAAUGGUCAAGUUUUCAGAUAUAAACAUAAAGAUUGAAGGGUA